Molecule: messenger RNA, 12984 nt
Organism: Nymphaea colorata (pocket water lily)
Lineage: Eukaryota; Viridiplantae; Streptophyta; Magnoliopsida; Nymphaeales; Nymphaeaceae
Biological process (GO): microtubule-based movement
Cellular component (GO): dynein complex
Molecular function (GO): minus-end-directed microtubule motor activity; ATP hydrolysis activity; dynein intermediate chain binding
Source: RefSeq, a predicted model, not a curated record
AUGGUCAGGCAGAACGUCAAUUUGAAUGUCCAACGCGAGAACUCAGAUGACCAGGCCAAUAAACUGGACAAACGGGUGGGAAUUUUGCAGGCAGAGAAGCAGAAACUGGAAAAACAGCUAGAGCAGGACAAACUGCUCUCGCAACUCGCAAGGGAACGCAACAGCGAUCUCAUUGCCUCCUUUGCCAGCGAUUACGCCCUCCGCUUCGUGAUCCUCCAAAAGACCAAGGAAGAAGAAGUGAGGGUGGAAUCGGAGUGGACUCCUGAGAUGCUGGCCACCACCAACAUCCUGCUCAUCAAGAAGAACAAUUUCAACAUCUACAAGGAUGUGACGCCCUUCAAAAUCGCAGAAAUGCUUCAGGUACGCCUGGAGAUCAAACCGAUCGUGAAAGAGAUUGUAGCCAAGAAGCAAACAGAGAAAUACCUGAAUGAGCCUGAGCUGCUCUCUGCGGAAGAGAUCACAAGCAUGGGAGAGGACGUGAUGAAAUGGAACAGAGAUAUCGACAGCUUGCUGAGCACCAUCCUCGUCCCCAUCCUUGCCCACCUCAAAAAGCUCAGCAACGCCAAGGAGGGAUACGACAUCAAGAGAGUGUACCAACUGAUCGAAGUCCUGAGCAAGGAUAUUGCCAACCAAAUGAACAAGAUCCUCAACGAAGAGAACCUGAUGUUCAGUUCCUUUGCAGCUUUCAAGUCCUGGUUCGAGAAGGCCGAGGAAGUGUUCAAGAAGUUCGAGGAGAGCAUGAUCAUCGAGGAUAUCAUCAGCAAGUCCAAUGAAAAGGAUUUCCUCUCCACUGCCAGCAUCGAAGAGGGAUAUAACCACUUCAAAGGAAUCAACGUUCUUGACACUUCCAAAGAAGGAGAAGAGGCUCUUCUCCAAGCUGAAAUGUUCAAUGCCCAAAUCGACGUGGCUGAGAGUUACAUCACCAAGAAACUGAGAGAGAAGCUGGGCGGAUCAUCCAACGCCAACGAGAUGUUCCGAAUCUUCUCCAAAUUCAACGGCCUUUUCUUCAGACCCCGCAUAAAAUCAGCCAUCGAGGAGUAUCAAUCCCAACUGCUCAAAACCGUCAAGGAAAGCAUCAACCUGCUCGACAAGAAGUUCCUGCAAUCUUACGUGGAGACCGAAAAUUUCAAGAUCUGCAACGUGAGGGACAUCCCCAUGAAGGCAGGAUCCAUCGUCUGGGCGAAGCAGAUCAAGAACAAGCUGGAAAAAUACAACGACAAAAUCAAGGAAAUUCUGAUGGAGAAUUGGGCCUAGCAUCCCGAAGGAAGAGAGUGCAAGAAUAAAAUCGAUGCUCUUCUGAAGAAACUGAACACUGAGCCGAUCAUGAAGGAAUGGGACAAGGAGACAGCUACUAUCCUCAAGUCCAACGAGCUCAACAAGAAACAGCUCUUCAAAUUGAUCAAAAAGAACAAGUAUGAAGUUGCCGUCAAUUUCGAAACCAAGUAUACCAACCUCAUCAAGGAAAUUCGCUCCUUCGACUCAAUACAACCCAAAAAGUCAAGCGUCCUUUGGACUGGCAAGACCCUCAUCGAUUUCUACCCCUUCGUCGUUUCCCUCCAGGAGUCUAUUCACUCAUACCACCAAGUUUCGGCCAAGAUCGAUGAAAAAGUGCUCAAGCUGGUCGCCGAGAAGAAGAAAGCAGUCAUGCUCUGCAUCAACGAAGGUUUCAACACGUUCUGGAAUGAAAACAACAAGAACGUUGAAAAAUACUCUAAAAAUUUGGCAGAAGUGGUUGAAUUGCAUGAAAUGCAAAGCUUGGUCUGUGACAAAUAUGAAAUCAUCACAUCCACCAUCCAAUCCCUUGCCACUUGCCCACUCAAAGAGGAAGUUCUUUCCGAGAAAUUGAAGGUAAUCCAAGAAAUCAUUGAUGAGUUCAGCAAGCGCGAGGUUUCUAAUCUCCACAUUUGGGUGCCAUAGCUGAACCUCCACCUCUAGAGCAUCUUCGUGAAGAGGCUAGAAGGACUGAUCAAGGAGUGGGUGCAUGAAUUCAUCAGCUUCACCAACAACGAGGACCAGGAGGAGAACAAGUUUGUCUUCGUCACCGAAGGCAUGCGUCUGUAGCUCAAGUCGGAAAACAACGUCUUCUUCCUCGAUCCGCCCCUUGAGCACGCCAAGUUCGUAUGGACUCAAGAGUUCCACAGAGUCAUCGGACUCAUCUGUUCUCUUCCCAGGCUGGAAUCCGACAAGUAUCAAGGAUCACUGGUCAAGAAGGAAAAAGGAAAAGAAAAUUACGAAAACGUUCUUUUCAAGGUCACUCCUCUAAUCCUCUAAAACGCAUACAAGGAUAUUUUCACCAUUCGCAGCGCUGAGGAUUACCUCAAGAUCUGGUUCAACUAUGAGGCCCUUUGGAUCAUCGACGCCAAGAAGAUAUAUGAAAGAUUGGGCGACGACAUCAACAAGUGGCAAGCUCUUCUCAACGAAAUCAGAGAAAACAGACGCACUUUCGACAACAGCCAGACUGAGAAAUCAUACGGUCCUCUCAUCAUCGAUUACAGACUGGUUCUCAACAAGAUCAAUACCAAAUACGAUUCCUGGCAUACGUAAAUUUUGGGCCAUUUUGGUGAAAAAUUCGGAGAAACUCUCAAGACCUUCUUCAACAACAUGCACACGGCCAAGAACAAGCUGGAAAAGAUCAACUUCCAAAACCUUUCAGCGGAUAUCGUGGAGAUGGUCAACGAGUUCCAAACCAUCAAGAAGAAGUACAACUAAUGGUGCAAGGAAGUUGAGAAAUUCGACAGUUCCAACAAGUUGCUGGAAAGACAGAGAUACAAGUACCCUGCUGAUUGGAUGUAACUGGACAAGGUCAUGAUCGAAUGGUCGAACCUGCGCCAAAUCUACAAUCGCAAGGCCAGCCAGCUCGAAAACUAAAUGGACCGUCUCAAGGAAAAGGUCCUAUCCGACGAAAAGCAUCUCAAUGACAAAAUCAGUGAUAUUGAAUCACAGUGGAACAGAGAAAAGCCAAGCACAGCUGCUGACAUCGUCCCCAAGGAAGCACUCACGCUCCUAUAGACUCUUAACACACGCAUCAACAACGUCAGAGACAACUAUUCUCGAUGCUGUGAAGCAAAAGAGUUGCUCGGCCUGUAGCCUGGAAACCUCCAAAAGCUGGAAAACCUUAGAGAAGAUAUUGAACUCUUGAGGGAAGUAUGGAAUCACUUGCAAAUCGUAUGGGCUCCUUACGAGAGCAUCAGGGAAACGCUCAUCACUGCAGUCACCAAGAUCAAGAUCAAAGAGCUGGAAACUGAAGCCGUGAAGGAACUGAACAAGACUCCUGCAAAGCUGAAGCAAAACGAGCCAUUCUAAGCAAUGAAGCAGAAAGUAGGCAUUCCGGGUGGAAGCUACUACCUCAUGAACAAAAAAAUCGCCGAUCUCAAGGAUGAAUGCAUGAAGCCACGCCACUGGAAAUCCCUCCUGAACAAGCUCAACAUCAAUGUUCCUCAAAACUAGAUCACCUUCGGCAGGCUUUGGAAAGCCGACCAACCGCAACGAGUCAAUUACAAGGAAAUUAUGGCUGUUGCUGUCGGUGAGAUGGUGCUCGAGAACAUGUUGGCAAAAGUGAAGGAAAUUUGGCUGCCCAAGGACUUCUAAUUGGUGAGAUACCAAGGCAAGUGCAAUCUCAUUAAAGGAUGGGACGAGAUGUUCGAGCAAUUAGACGAGGAUCUUAACAACCUCUCCAGUAUGAAGCUCUCCCAGUUCUACAAGACAUUCGAAGAGGAAAUCGCACAGUGGGACGAUAAGCUGCAAAAAGUGAGAAUCACUCUUGAUAUUUGGAUCGAUGUGCAACGUAAGUGGGUGUACCUGGAAAGCAUUUUCCUCGGAUCUUCAGACAUCAGAAUGCUCUUCAAUGAAUACACUCGCUUCAAGGGAAUCGACGCAGAAUUCACUUCCCUCAUGAAAAAAGUAUCAUCCAAGCCCAACAUCAUCGAAACUAUGAACAUGCAGGGCCUUCAAAAGACUCUCACCCGCAUCAUUGACAUGCUCAGCAACAUCCAAAAGGCUUUGAGUGAUUACCUAGAGACACAGAGAGCAGCUUUUGCCCGUUUCUACUUCGUAGGUGAUGACGAUCUAUUGUAAAUCAUCGGUAACAGUAAGGACGUCGCCAUCGUCCAGAAGCACUUCACCAAGAUGUAUGCUGGUAUCACAGCCCUCCAAACCAAAAAUCAUACCAGCGACCUUAUCCUGCGCAUGUCCAGCAGGGAAGGUGAAGUUGUAGACUUCAAGAAGUCAGUCAACAUCACAGAAGACCCCAAGAUCAACGUCUGGCUCACCAAAGUCGACAACGAGAUGAGGCUUUCCCUUGCCACCUUCCUCGAAGAAGUCAUGUCCAACAUCACCAAGGUGGAAGAAGAGAAGGAAAAUUUAAACGAAGGAUUACUCAAGAUUAUCGAGAGGAAUCCCGCACAAGUUGUGCUGCUUGGUCUGCAGACGCUCUGGAGCAAGAAGGUGGAAGAUGCGCUUAUCGAAGGAGGAGGGGACAAGCUUACCCAAGUCGAAUCUUACAUCAUGAACUUCCUCACCGUCCUUGCCACCAACGUGGUCGCCGAUCUCAAGAAAGACUUAAGGCAGAAGUUCGAACAGGCCAUCACUGACUUCGUGCAUCAGCGUGAUGUGGUCCGCAAGCUCAUCGCCAACAAGGUAGACUCCAACAAGGUCUUCGCUUGGCUUUACUUCAUGCGCAUGAUCUACUUCCCCAAGGAACAGGAUACCCUUAAGAAGCUUUCCAUUCAAAUGGCCAAUGCCCAGUUCCACUACGGUUUCGAAUACUUGGGUGUCGGAUAAAAAUUGGUCCAGACUCCUCUCACGGAUCGUUGCUUCUUGACUCUUACCCAAGCCAUCCAUUUGAGAAUGGGAGGCGCUCCCUUCGGUCCAGCAGGAACAGGCAAAACCGAAUCAGUCAAGGCUCUUGGUUGCCAGUUGGGUUUCUUUGUGCUUGUGUUCAACUGCGAUUAAACUUUCGAUUUCCACGCUAUGGGUCGUAUCUUCAUCGGUCUGUGCCAAGUAGGAGCUUGGGGAUGCUUCGAUGAGUUCAACAGACUGGAAGAACGUAUGUUGUCUGCAUGCUCGCAACAGAUUUUGGUCAUUCAGACAGGUCUUAGGGAAAGACAGAGCAAGAUCGAAUUGAUGGGUAAAGACGUGAAGCUAAACCCUCAGGUGGGCAGCUUCGUCACAAUGAAUCCUGGCUAUGCUGGUCGUUCCAACCUUCCCGAAAACCUCAAACAGCUCUUCAGACAAAUGGCCAUGGUCAAGCCAGACAGAGAACUUAUUGCACAAGUUAUGCUCUAUUCUCAAGGCUACAAGACAGCCGAACAGCUAGCCGGUAAGAUCGUAUCUCUCUUUGAGUUGUGUAACGAUCAGCUCUCCUCACAGCCUCACUACGAUUUCGGCCUCAGAGCAUUGAAGAGUGUCCUUGUCUCAGCCGGUAACAUGAAGCGUGAAGCCAUUCUCAACCUCAAGAAGGAGAAUAUCGAAGUUAGUUCCAUCAAGGGCAGAGAUCUGCAAGAAUUCGAGCAGAAGAUUCUCCUUAGAUCGGUUUGCGAGACACUGGUUCCUAAGCUAAUUGCUGACGAUAUUCCUCUCCUUUCCAACUUGCUUCAGGGUGUCUUCCCUGGCUCAUCCAUUCCCACCAUCAAGGAGCCAUAGCUCCGUGAAAACAUCGUAAAAGUCGCAAAGAUGAUGCUUCUUCAACCAGAAGAGAGUUUCAUCGAAAAAGUCCUUCAACUCUAUCAAAUCCAAAGACUGCACCACGGUUUGAUGAUGGUUGGUCCUUCCGGAUGCGGAAAAUCCAAGGCUUGGCAAGUCCUCAUCAACGCUCUUGAAAGAACCGACAAGAUCAAAGGAGAAAGCUACGUCAUCGAUCCCAAAGCCAUCACCAAGGACGAACUGUACGGUAGACUCGAUAACACUACUUUGGAGUGGACUGAUGGUAUCUUCACAGGAGUCCUGAGAAAAAUCACAUAAAACCAGAGAGGUGAAUCAAGCAGAAGACAUUGGAUCAUCUUCGACGGUGAUGUCGAUCCUGAAUGGGCAGAGAACUUGAACUCAGUCCUCGACGAUAACAAGCUACUCACUCUCUCCAACGGAUAGAGAAUCCAAAUCCCACCCAACGUCCGCAUCAUGUUCGAAGUGGAGACCCUUAAGUACGCCACUUUGGCCACCGUCAGUCGAUGCGGUAUGGUCUGGUUCUCAGAAGAAGUCAUUGCUCCCAGAAUGAUCUUCAACCAUUAUUUAUUGAGACUCAAGCAGGAAGACUAUGAUAAGGUUCCCAAGGUGAUUGAAGAGAAGAAGGAAGAUGAUAGCUCUGCAAACAACAACCUGGAUCCAUCUAAGUUCAUCAGAGAACGAUGCGUACAGGCAGUCUAGUUCCUAUUCGUCAAUGAGGAAUCCUUCUGUGAGAGAUGUUUGACAAUUGCUUCCAAGUUGCCUCACGUUAUGUAGUUCACCAUUAUCCGUGUAACAGAAGCUACUUUUGCCUUGAUUCGCAAGGGAAUCAGCAACGUGCUUGAGUACAAUGACAUGCAUCACGAUAUCCCGAUGGAGGAUGAAGUUUUGGUCAAGUAUAUGCGCAAGUGGACGAUCCAAAGCAUCAUGUGGGGUGUCGGUGGAUCACUUACCCUCAAGGAAAGAGGAAACUUCUCAAGAGCUAUCGUGGAAAUAUUGCCAACCCAUGAAAUACAACUGCCUACCAUGCUCGACCAGGUCGAAGGCCAAGCAGGCGUUCCCUACAUUCUCAUCGAUUUCGAGGUCAGAAUCGAAGAUGGAGAAUGGUCGCUUUGGAAAAAGAAAGUGCCGACUGUCGAAAUCGACCCCCAGAAGGUCACCGAUGCAGAUGUGAUUAUCCCAACCGUCGACACCCUUCGUCACCAGGAAAUUCUUUGCUCUUGGCUUUCAUAGCACAGGCCCUUCCUUUUAUGCGGUCCUCCUGGCUCAGGUAAGACGAUGACACUGAUGUCGACUCUGAAGGCCCUUCCCUAAUUCUAGAUGAUUUUCGUGAACUUCUCCUCAUCGACCAACCCAGGACUGAUCAUGAAGCAGUUCUAGCAUUAUUGCGAGUACAACAAGACAGUGAGCGGCAUCGUUCUCAGACCAAAACAGCCAAGCAAGUGGCUGGUCGUCUUCUGCGACGAAAUUAACUUGCCGGAUGCUGACAAAUACGCAACCAUGACCGUUAUCACCUUCCUCAGACAACUUACCGAGCAGCAUGGCUUCUGGAGGACUACCGAUCGCCAGUGGAUCACACUCGAACGCAUCCAGUUUGUGGGCGCCUGCAAUCCUCCCACCGAUAUCGGUCGUAAGCCUCUCAAUCCCCGUUUCCUCAGGCACUGUCCUCUCAUCCUGGUCGAUUUCCCAGGAUUCGACUCUCUCAAGCAGAUCUUCGGCACUUUCAACAAGGCAAUGCUCAAGAGAAGCGUUCCUCUUCGGCAAUACUCCGAAUACUUGACCAACGCUAUGGUGGAAUUCUACACUGAAUCGCAACGCCACUUCACAGCUGACAUCCAACCGCAUUAUAUCUACUCUCCCAGAGAGCUCACGCGUUGGAAAUAUGCCAUCAAUGAAGCGAUUGAAACGAUUGAUAGCGUUGAUGACUUGGUUCGUCUGUGGGCGCAUGAGGCUUUGAGGCUUUUCGAAGAUAGGCUGGUCUUGGAAGAUGAAAAGCAGUGGUGCGAGAAAUAUGAUUAAGUUGCUCAGAGAAAUUUCCCAUCGAUGAGUCAGUCAGCACUCGAAAGGCCCAUUCUCUUCAGUAACUAUCUUACCAAGAACUAUGUAUCGGUUGACCGUUUGGAACUUAAGAAAUACAUAGAAGCCAGGCUCAAGAUUUUCUACUAAUAACAAUUGAACGUGCCUAUUGUGGUAUUUGACGAGGUUUUGGAACACAUCCUCAGAAUCGACAGAGUGCUUAGGCAGCCUCUUGGUCAUUUGCUUCUAGUCGGCGCUUCAGGAGUCGGAAAAACCACUCUUUCCCGGUUCGUUUCAUGGCUUAACAAUAUCAGCGUCUUCCAGAUCAAGGCAGGCAGAAACUAUUCCCUUCAGGACUUCGAUGAGGACCUUAGAAAUGUGAUGAAAAGAGCAGGUGUAAAACAAGAGAAAAUUUGCUUCAUUUUCGAUGAAUCAAACUGUCUGUCUCCGGCUUUCCUGGAAAAGAUGAAUGCCUUGCUGGCAUCAGGAGAAAUCCCGGGUCUGUUCGAAGGAGAAGAAUACAUGUUGCUUCUGAGUCAGUACAAGGAAUCAAACUCCAAGAACAUUACCAACGACGACGAAAUCUACAAGCUUUUCAUAAAGAAUGUGCAGAGAAACUUGCAUGUUGUCUUCACCAUGAAUCCCAACAAUCCCGACUUCUCCAACAGGACUGCCUCAUCUCCUGCCCUUUUCAACAGAUGUGUGAUCGACUGGUUCGGAGAUUGGUCUGAAGAAGGCCUUUACCAAGUGGCGAAAGAAUUUACUCUUGUGAUUGAUCCAGUUCCUGAGUCGUUUGAUCCUCCAGUGCAGGAGGAUGAGGCUAGACAUGCCAUCCUGAUCAACACCAUCGUGGGCAUGCACAGCACUGUGAUUGAAUUGAAUAAAAAAUUGGCAAAAUCUGCUAAAAAGUUCAACUACAUCACACCCAGAGAUUUCCUCGACUUCAUCAAGCAUUUCGUUGAACAGUACAAUGAUAAAAAAUCCAUGUUGGAGGAUCCAUUCCAUCUAAACGUCGGUCUUGAUAAACUCAAACAAACUGAAACCCAAGUCCUGGAGAUGCAAGGCAGUUUAGAUCUCAAAAAGGCAGAGCUUUAAAAGAAAGAAAAGUAGGCCAGCGAAAAAAUGACGCUGAUCGUCCAGGAGAAGACCAAAGCCAAAGAGAAACAAGAUUAGAGCUCAAAGCUUAAGGUGGUCUUGGAGGCAAAGCGAAUCGAAAUUCACUAGAAAAAGACAGCAGUUUAGGCAGAUUUGGCCAAAGCAGAGCCUGCUCUCCUCGCCGCCAAAAAGAACGUCGAAAACAUCAGCAACAACGAUCUCAACACAAUCAAGAGUUACAGCAAACCUCCAGCCAAUGUGGAACUGGCAUUAAAGCCUAUCUACUACAUGAUCAACAAGGAUCCUAAGUUCCUUCCCAAGGGAGGCAAGGAGGUGACUUGGGCAGAGAUCAAGAGUCUUAUGUCUAACAACUUUACCAAGCAGAUCCAGGAGCUCAAGGCUGACGACAUCCACGAAAAGGUGAAGGACUACGUGCUUAAGGAAUUCAUCAGGUCGGACAACUGGAAACUUGAAGCCAUCACCAAGGCAUCCAGUGCAGCUGGUGCACUGGCAGGCUGGGCAUAGUCUCAGCUGGCAUACGCUGACAUCCUUACCAGAGUCGACCCCAUGAAGAAAGAAAUCGCCAAACUGCAGGAAGAGGGAAGCAGUCUUGAAAAACAGUCACAAGAACUUGCAAACACCAUCGAAUUAGAGAAAAAGACGAAAUUGUUGGAGCAACAGUAUGAGACAUUGAUCAGAGAGAAACAGGAAAUCGUGACUGAUAUGGCAAAGGUCGAGGAUAAAGUGACAAGAAGUAAGAGGCUGCUCAACAACCUUUCCUCUGAAAAAUACCGUUGGGAGGACACAAGCAAAAAUUUCAAAGUUCAGUUGGCUUCAGUCUUGGGUGACGUUUUCCUUUCAUCAGCUUUCCUCGCUUACAUCGGUUUCUUCGACCAUUACUACAGAAAAAUGCUCAACCAUGUCUGGAGAGGAAAUCUUUCCAACAACCGCGUUAAGUACAGAGAGGAGCUUUCACUCAUCGAAUUCUUGUCAAAUCCCAACGAACGCCUUGUCUGGAGAUCUCAAAUGCCCUCUGAUGAUCUCUGCACAGAGAAUGCAAUCAUCAUGAAACGGUACCACAAGUAUCCUCUGAUCAUCGAUCCUGCAGGCCAAGCCAUGGAAUACUUGCUUUCCCUCCGCGAUAAGAGCUUCAUCCUUUCGUCGUUUGCUGAUGACGCCUUCCUCAAAAACUUGGAAAAAUCUUUGAGGUUCGGUCGUCCUCUAAUCGUGCAGGACGUGGAGAAAAUCGAGCCAAUUCUAAACUCAGUCCUCAACAAGGAAGUCUACAAGACAGGAGGAAUGGUGCUGAUCCGUGUGGGUGACCAAGAGAUUGAUUUCAAUCCCAAUUUCACCAUGUUCAUGAUCACCAGAAACAGCAACGCCAAGUUCACACCCGACCUCUGCUCCAGAGUUACCUUUGUCAACUUCACCAUCACUUCCUCAUCGCUGGAAGACCAAUGCCUCAACAUUUUCCUCAGAAACGAAAGGCCAGACGUCGAAGAGAAACGCUUGAGCUUGAUGAAGAUACAAGGAGAAUACAUUGUCAAACUGAGAGAACUUGAGGAUUCUUUGCUUGAUGCCUUGAGCAACGUCCAAGGAUCCAUUCUGGAGAGCGAAUCUGUGAUUUCCACUUUGGAAAAAUUGAAGACAGAGGCAAGCAAGAUCACUGAGGAGAUGAAGAAGUCUAACGUCAUCAUGAGCGAAGUCGAAAACGUGACUAAUGGAUACAAGCCAAUCGCCGAAGCUGCCAGCAAGGUCUACUUUGCACUAGAGUCCAUGUCUGCCCUUCACUAUCUCUAUGAGUAUAGUCUCACCUUCUUCAUGGAUACCAUUCUUAAAUUGCUCGAUUCCGAUGAGAAAUUGAAGAAAAUCGAUAGAAAGGACUAUGAGAAGAGAAAAGACUCCAUUUAUAACUCUAUUUUCGAAAAGAUUUUCCUCAGAGUUGCCAACUCUCUUCUCUCUAAGGAUCUCAUCAUCUUCUGCCUCAAGCUGGUCUCAAUUAAGCUGAAGAGCGAGGAAAAGGGACUCUUUGACGCCCUCAUCAGGCCCACUACCAUCCUUUCCACCCGUCUUUCCAAGCAGUUCCUUGAGGGCCACCUCAACGAAGAACAGCUCAAGCAGAUUUAAGAACUUACUGACCAUCCCGUCUUCAUGAAUCUUAUCGAGAACAUCGAAAACGAUGAAAGGAAUUGGCUUGAUUUCCUCAACAGCGCCAAUCCUGAAGAGAAAAUCCCUAGAAUAAAGUCAGAGGCUUCACCUUUGGGUAAACAGCUUAUCAAUCUCAUCCUUAUCAAGGUCUUUAGGCCUGAUAAAUUCAAUCCAAUUGCAUAUCAGUUGGUUAAAGCAGUCCUGGGAGAAGAAUGUCGUGAGGACUACACUGCAGACUUCAAGAGCAUGAUUUUGGCCUGCAAAUCAAAAGAACCAAUCCUACUUUCCAGUGCUCCUGGAUUUGAUCCCAGUUUCAAGGUGGAGCAGCUAAGCAAAUAAACCAACUCUAAGCUGCUUUCAGUGGCCAUCGGAAGCGCUGAAGGAUUCGAGCUUGCCGACAAGGCCAUCAAGGAGGGUGUCAAGACCGGCAGCUGGAUCAUGCUAAAGAAUGUCCAUCUUGCUCCCAGCUGGCUCUCAGAACUGGAGAAGAAAAUCCACGUCUUGGCUCCUCAUGCCAACUUCAGACUCUUCCUCACUGCUGAAUUUUCACCAAAAAUUCCUUCUACUUUGAUCAGACAAUCAUACAAGCUGGUCUUCGAGCCUGCAGCUGGAAUCAAAGCAUCCCUUAUCAGAACCUACAAGACAGUUUUAUCUCCAGCCAGAUCAGACCGCCUCCCUGUGUAGAGAAGCAGACUUCACUUCUUGCUUGGCUGGCUGCACGCCGUCAUUCUGGAAAGACUUCGAUACACUCCAAUCGGUUGGACCAAGGUUUACGAGUUCAACGAGGCCGACCAGAGAUGCGGUUUGGAUCUAAUCGACGAGUACAUUGACGCCAUGGGAUCAAGGAACAACAUCGAUAUCAACAAGAUUCCUUGGGACGCUUUCAAGACCAUCCUGAUUGAAAACUUGUACGGAGGUAAGGUGGACAACGAGUAUGACAGCAAGAUCUUGGUCAGUUUGGUUUAAAUGUUCUUCACUCCUGAAUCAUUCGACUCCAGUUAUCCCCUCUACAAGACCGAAGACCCAGGAGAGACCAUCCUCAGAAUGCCAGACGGUAUCAAAUACUCGCAAUUCCUCAACUGGGUAUAGAAAAUGCCAGAUCUGGAAAGCCCCACCUGGAGCGGCCUUCCUCCCAACGUCGAAAAACUGCUAAAGACAUCCGAAACAGCAAGAGCCAUCACAUAGCUCCACAAGCUGCAAGACGUCAACGAGGAAUAAGUCACUCUCGAGAAGAAAAAAGAGGAGAAAAAGAGCAGCCAACUCAAGUGGCUCUCAGAAGUCAACGAAAAAGUUACAAAAUACAUUCAGAUCCUCCCAAGAGAAGUUACCAAGCUGGAAAGGACUGAGGAACUCAUGAACAAUCCGCUUUUCCGAUUCUUGGAAAGAGAAGUCACAGUGGCUACUAAGUUGCUCAACACGAUUAUCAAGUACAGUGGAGACAUCCAGGAGAUGUGCAACGGCAAGACCCUUGCCACCAACGUCUUAAGAGAGCUUUGCAAGGAAAUCCACUCCGACUCUGUUCCCAAGAUGUGGGUCAGCUUCAUCAUCGAUAACACGAUCAACCUGACCAGCUACAUCAUCGACCUCCAGAAGCGCUUCGAACAGUUCAACAGAUUGAUUGCUAGUCGUUCCUACCAGAGCUCUGGUGUUUGGUUCGGUGGUCUCCUCUUCCCUGAAGCCUACAUGACCGCCACCAGGCAGUUCGUUGCGCAAAGGAAUGGCUGGUCGCUGGAGGAGCUUGAACUGCAGACCGAAAGAUACAGCAACCAGGAUCUUAACGAAGAAUCACUGCUGAUGACUGGCAUGAGAAUUGAAGGAGGAAACUGGUCAUAAAACAACGUCAUCGUUCCUAUCGGCGAAAAGGAGGCGAUCGGUAAGCCUCUUCCGCAAAUGCUGAUGAGGUGGAGAAAGGUGGCAUCGAAGACGGUUUAAGCUGACGAGAUGAUGGUGCCUGUCUAUCUCAACAGGACAAGGAAGAACCUCAUCAUGAGUUUGAAGGUGAAAUGCGGUAAGAACAAGACCACACUCUACCAGAAGGGUAUCGCGAUUAUCCUUUGGACCAAUUGA